Molecule: messenger RNA, 1028 nt
Organism: Tauraco erythrolophus (red-crested turaco)
Lineage: Eukaryota; Metazoa; Chordata; Aves; Musophagiformes; Musophagidae
Product: protocadherin beta-16-like
Biological process (GO): homophilic cell-cell adhesion
Cellular component (GO): plasma membrane
Molecular function (GO): calcium ion binding
Source: RefSeq, a predicted model, not a curated record
AGGUCGGGCACGGCUCAGAUCCGGAUCGUGGUGCUCGAUGCCAACGACAACACGCCUGUGUUCAGCCGGGAGGUCUACGAGGUGCGCCUGGCCGAGAACAGCCCCCCGGAGCAGCUGGUGGUCAGAGUCACGGCCUCAGAUCCCGACGCAGGAUCCAACGGGAAAGUGCGGUACGCCUUCACCCAGACACCGGAGCGGUCCCGGCAGCUCUUCGAGCUGAACCCGGACACCGGGGAGAUUCGGGUCUCGGGCAACCUGGACUUCGAGGAAGAGAAAAGCCACGAGAUGGUGGUGAGAGCCACGGACGGCGGGGGGCUUCUGCGGGUGGAGGUCCUGGACGUGAAUGACAACGCCCCGGAGAUAGCGCUCACCUCCCUGACAGCCUCCAUUCCCGAGGACGCCCCGGCCCGCACCGUGGUGGCCCUGUUCAGUGUGCGGGACCGGGACUCCGGCGACAACGGCAGGACGGAGUGCUCGAUCGAGGGCGACGUGCCCUUCAGUCUCACUCCCACUUCCGAUGGUUACUACGAACUGCGAACAAGCGCGGCGCUGGACAGGGAGAGGACGGCCGAGUAUAACAUCACGGUGACCGCCAGGGACUGGGGCAGGAGGCGGCUGAGCUCUCGGGAAAGCAUCUUGGUGCAGAUCGGCGACGUGAACGACAACGCGCCGGCGUUCAGCCAGGAGCUGUACAGCAUGUCGGUGGCGGAGAACAACGGCCCGAUGCUGCGGAUCGGCAGCGUGAAGGCGACGGACGCGGACGCGGGAGAGAACGCGCGCGUCAGGUACGCGCUGGUGCGGCAGGAGGGUGAGGAGCAGCCCGAGGUGGCGGUGAACGCCGAGACCGGGGACGUUUACGUGGUGCGGCCGCUGGACUACGAGCAGGUGCGCGCCUUCGAGGUGGCGGUGCGCGCCGCCGACGGCGGGGCGCCGGCGCUGAGCGGCCAGGCGGUGGUGCGCGUGCUGGUGCGGGACGAGAACGACAACGCGCCCGUGGUGCUGCACCCGCGGGCCGAGGGCAGCGCGGC